AUGGCCUCAGCCGGGGGCUUGACCCGCCGAAGAGGCGGCGGUCGAGUCGCUGGCGGAGAUGAGAACGAUGACAGCAGAGUGUCCUCCCCCGUAUCUCGAAAUGGCUCUGCGCUCGACCACCGCGGACCCGAGACCUCGUUCACAAGCACUGAGAAUGGCCACAAGAUCGCGUUCGAUCCCAGGGACCUGAGUGAGACAGAAGAGCGAAACAAGCAGCCCAAAUUGACUCUGAUGGAAGAAGUGUUACUGCUGGGAUUGAAGGAUAAACAGGGAUAUCUCUCGUUCUGGAACGAAAACAUCUCCUACGCCCUGCGGGGCUGUAUUGUCAUCGAGCUGGCUCUUCGUGGUCGGAUUAGCAUGCAAAAGGACUCUUCUCGGCGACGGUUCCCUCUCGCGGAUCGUGUAAUCGAAGUUGUCGAUGAUACAUUGACGGGUGAGGUCUUGCUGGACGAGGCACUGAAGAUGAUGAAGUCGAGCGAGAAGAUGAGCGUGAAUUCGUGGAUUGAUCUGAUGAGCGGCGAGACAUGGAAUCUUAUGAAGAUCGGCUAUCAGCUUAAACAGGUCCGUGAACGGCUCGCUAAGGGCCUCGUCGACAAGGGAAUCCUCCGGACCGAAAAGCGCAACUUCCUUCUCUUCGACAUGGCGACGCACCCCGUUGCUGAUGGCGGCGCAAAGGAAGAUCUCAAUCGCCGUGUCCGCAACGUCUGUAGUAGUCGCACCGUGAUCCUCCCCGGCAACGCAUGGCUCCCCGAAGACGCUGAAUUCCGCUUUCUUCGAACCAUCUGUAUGGUAUGCGCGGCCUAUGCGGCCAACGUGCUGGAAAACGCCCUUGUCACUAUGAGCCACGAGUCCAGAGAGAGAGCCUUUGCGCAGGUCGACGAACUGUUGGCAGAAUACUCCCAGUGGCCAUUUGCCCGCAGACCCGGUGGUUCUCAGGCCAUUGGCGCCAAUCUAGCGCAGGCCAUCAACGACGAGGUCAGCAAGGCUCAAGACCGAGAGCUUCAGUUAGAGGUAUAUUGUCGCAGCAUGUUUGAGCGUUUUCACCAGACUUGA
Messenger RNA from Aspergillus clavatus NRRL 1, 1053 nucleotides. RefSeq names its product GOLPH3/VPS74 family protein. The record is from RefSeq and is a predicted model, not a curated record. The transcript has 4 exons. Gene Ontology annotation, cellular component: cytosol; trans-Golgi network; Golgi cisterna. Gene Ontology annotation, biological process: Golgi to plasma membrane protein transport; Golgi vesicle budding; Golgi organization. Lineage: Eukaryota; Fungi; Ascomycota; Eurotiomycetes; Eurotiales; Aspergillaceae. Gene Ontology annotation, molecular function: phosphatidylinositol-4-phosphate binding. The coding region runs from base 1 to 1053 and encodes 350 amino acids.